GCAAGGAAGCUGCGACGCGGAGUUUCACUCUGGCUGUCUCCUCCUCAGAGUCGGAGCUACAGCCGGAGUCGUGCCCAGGCCGAGCCGGAGCUGCCGCCUCAGCGCGGCAGUGCCCUCAGCCUGCCCCCUCGCCCUCCUCAGCCUCGGUGCCUUGGAAUUUGUGUCGCUGAGUCAGCAAGCCUUUCAGAUUUGCCUGGUUUUUGUUGUUUGCAUUUUAUAUCAAGAUGGGAACUCGAACAAGUCAUUCCUCCUAAGGAUCUGGUGUCUCCAUCAAGAAAGGACAGUUUGUGCCAGCUCUCCAGAGAGAGGAGCUGCUGGAAGCACUGGGCAAUGAACCGGAGACUGCAGCCCAGAGGGGUCUGAAGCCGUUUGGGAAAGCAGAGGGAGUCCUGGGGAAGAUGGCCAUGGCCCCAAGCCCUUCCCUGGCGCAGGCGUACACCAGCCCCGUGGCCGUGGCCGUGUGGGAAUGGCAGGACGGGCUGGGCAUCUGGCAUCCCUACAGUGCCACUGUCUGUAGCUACAUUGAGCAGCAGUUCGUGCAGCAGAAGGGCCAGCGCUUCGGGCUCGGGAGCCUGGCGCACAGCAUCCCCUUGGGCCAGGCCGACCCCUCGCUGGCCCCGUACAUCAUCGACCUCCCCAGCUGGACUCAGUUCCGCCAGGACACUGGCACCAUGCGGGCCGUGCGGAGACACCUGUUCCCCCAGCAUUCAGCCCCUGGCCAGGGCAUCGUGUGGGAGUGGCUGAGUGACGACGGCUCCUGGACAGCCUACGAAGCCAGCGUCUGUGACCAUCUGGAGCAGCAGGUGGCCAGGGGCAACCAGCUCGUGGACUUGGCACCCCUGGGCUACAACUACACCGUCAACUAUGCCACCCACGUGCAGACCAACAAGACUUCGCUUUUCUGCCGUAGCGUGCGGCGCCAAGCAGGACCCCCGUACCCGGUGACCACCGUCAUUGCUCCUCCGGGCCACACGGGAGUCGCCUGCUCUUGCCAUCAGUGCCUCAGCGGCGGCGGAACUGGCCCCGUGUCAGGCCGCUACCGCCACUCCAUGACCAGCCUCCCCGCAUACCCUGUCCCCCAGCCCCCCACCAGGACCGCCAUUGUCUUUGGGGCACACCAGGCCUUUGCCCCAUACAACAAGCCCUCACUCUCUGGGGCUAGGUCUGCGCCCAGGCUGAACACCACCAACCCCUGGGGUGGGGCGCCGCCCUCCCUGGGGAGCCAGCCCCUUUACUGCUUCAGCCUCCCCCACCUGGGACCACAGCACCAGCCCCCAGGACCAUCCACUGCCAGUGGAGCCAGUGCCUCCCUCCCCAGCGGUCCCGUGAGCAGCCCUGGGAGCGUCCCCACCACUGUGGCCGUGCACAUGCCGAAGCCCAGCAGGGUCCAGCAAGCGCUUGCAGGCAUGACGAGUGUUCUGAUGUCAGCCAUCGGACUCCCUGUGUGUCUUAGCCGCGCACCCCAGCCCGCCAGCCCUCCCGCCUCCUGUCUGGCCUCUAAAAGUCACAGCUCAGUUAAGAGAUUGAGGAAAAUGUCCAUGAAAGGAGGAACUUCGAAGCCAGAGCCAGAGCAGGUGAUCAGAAACUACACUGCAGAGCUGAAAACGGCCCCAGAUGAGGACUGCAUCAUCUGUAUGGAGAAACUGUCCAUGGUGUCUGGGUACAGUGACGUGACCGACAGCAAGACCAUUGGGCCGGUGGCCGUGGGCUGCCUCACCAAGUGCAGCCAUUCCUUCCACCUGCUCUGCCUGCUGGCCAUGUACUGCAAUGGGAACAAGGACGGAAGUUUGCAGUGUCCUUCCUGCAAAACCAUCUAUGGAGAGAAAACGGGGACCCAGCCCCGGGGGAAGAUGGAGGUGUUCCGGUUCCAGGUGGCCCUCCCCGGCCACGAGGACUGCGGGACCAUCCUCAUAGUUUACAAUAUUCCUCACGGCAUCCAGGGCCCUGAGCACCCCAACCCCGGGAAGCCAUUCACCGCCAGAGGAUUUCCCCGCCAGUGCUAUCUUCCAGACAAUGCCCAGGGCCGCAAGGUCCUGGAGCUGCUGAAGGUGGCCUGGAAGAGGCGACUUAUCUUCACAGUGGGGACGUCGAGCACCACGGGCGAGACCGACACAGUGGUGUGGAAUGAGAUCCACCACAAGACAGAGAUGGACCGCAAUGUGACAGGCCACGGCUACCCGGACCCCAACUACUUGCAGAACGUGCUGGCCGAGCUGGCCGCCCAGGGGGUGACUGAGGAUUGCCUGCAGCCGCAGUGACCCGCCCGCCUGGCAGCCGGCCGCCCACCCCUGCUGGCGGGCUGCCCCUAGGCUGGGCAGGUGGGGAGCUGCCUUUCCUCAGAGGCUGGAAUGUUUGUUGGGGGCACGGGGUGCUCCAUGGAAGCUAGGGCUUCUCUUGUCUGCCUUUCCCCCUUCCUCCUCCCCUCCAGGCCUGGGUCUCCGUGGGAAUUGGGCAAGCCUGGGGAGUUGUCACUGUGGGGGCUUAAGAUGCAGCUACCUCAGUGCAUGGGGGCCCUUUGUCCUUGGCUGGCUGCCUUGGGCCUCCAGUGCUGGGGGCCUAGCAUGGGGUGGGGAGAGACCGCCCCCCCCCGCCAGCCAGGGACAGGCAUGGGUCUGGGUCAGCUUCUCAUACCUCAGAUGUUCUGUUUGCAAUAAAUGCCCGAUAGCCAAA
Messenger RNA from Rhinolophus ferrumequinum (greater horseshoe bat), 2670 nucleotides. RefSeq names its product deltex E3 ubiquitin ligase 2 (gene DTX2). NCBI's taxonomy places the organism in Eukaryota, Metazoa, Chordata, Mammalia, Chiroptera, Rhinolophidae. Gene Ontology annotation, cellular component: nucleoplasm. Gene Ontology annotation, molecular function: ubiquitin protein ligase activity; zinc ion binding. The coding region runs from base 399 to 2258 and encodes 619 amino acids. The record is from RefSeq and is a predicted model, not a curated record. Gene Ontology annotation, biological process: protein ubiquitination; Notch signaling pathway. The transcript is spliced from 11 exons.